Molecule: messenger RNA, 1428 nt
Organism: Uloborus diversus
Lineage: Eukaryota; Metazoa; Arthropoda; Arachnida; Araneae; Uloboridae
Product: tyrosine decarboxylase-like
Exons: 1
Coding region: 1-1428 (475 amino acids)
Biological process (GO): amino acid metabolic process
Molecular function (GO): pyridoxal phosphate binding; carboxy-lyase activity
Source: RefSeq, a predicted model, not a curated record
AUGAAUACAGAAGAAUUUCGUAGGAAAGGUUGUGAAAUGAUAGACUACAUUGCAGAAUUCCAAAAAUCGAUUGCACUUAGAAGAGUGACUCCUACAGUACAGCCAGGAGAUGUACGAAAAUUGCUGCCACGAAAUGCUCCUCAAAAAGGCGAAAAGUGGGACGACAUCAUAAAAGAUAUAGAAGAAAUAAUAGUGCCUGGAAGUGUUCACUGGAAGCAUCCACACUUUUUUGCCUAUUUUCCAGCUGGUUGCUCUUUCCCAUCCGUUCUGGCAGGCAUGUUGUCCAACUUAACAGGUGGCUCAGUAUCUUCUUGGUCUUCCAAUCCUGCUGCUACUGAUUUAGAAAUGAUCGUUUUGGAUUGGUAUGCAAAGUGGCUAGGACUUCCUCAAAAGUUCAUGCGAUUUUCUGACGAAAGCAAAGGAGGAGGGGUGAUUCAAAACUCAACUAGUGAAUGCACAUUGGUCAACAUGAUGUCCGCACGACAUUUGGCUAUUCAGAAGUUAAAGCUGAUGAACCCCAACGACAGUGAAGGUGUCUUGUUAUCUCGCCUCGUUGCUUAUUGUUCAGAAGAGUCUCACUCUAGCGUAGAAAAAGCAGCUAUUAUAGCACUCGUAAAAAUGCGUAUUCUUGAAACAGAUGAAAGGUUCUGCUUGAGGAGUAAAAUUUUAGAAUAUGCCUUCGAAGAAGACAAGAAGAAAGGACUGAUCCCCUUCUUUGCCAUCGCUAACUUUGGAUCCACAAGUUGCUGUGCAUGUGAUCCUCUGCAUGAACUUGGUCCACUUUGCGAUAAAUACGACGUUUGGCUCCAUGUUGAUGCUGCAUAUGCGGGAAGCAGUUUGAUAUGCAAAGAAUUUAGGUAUUUAAUUAAAGGCAUAAACUACGCAAAGUCCAUCACUGUGAAUCCAGGCAAAUGGUUUUUGAUAAACAUUGACUGCGCACUUAUGUGGAUUGAAGACCGUCGUUUACUCACAGAUGCACUUGUUCCUGGUUCGUUCGAAGUUUCGGAUUUCAGCAAAGAAUUUGACUUCUGCCAUUGGGGCAUUCCGAACAGCCGACGUUUCCGAGCGCUAAAGAUUUGGCUUGUUCUUCGAUAUUACGGAAAAGAAGGUAUGCAGCGUUACAUCCGCAAUCACGUAGGACUUGCGAAAGAGUUUGAAAAUCACAUUAGAUUAGAUGGCCGAUUUGACAUUGUAAAUGAAGUGAAUUUCGGUCUCGUGUGCUUUCGGUUAAAAGGUUCUAACAUGUUGAACAAGGAAUUGUUGAGCAAUUUAAACGCAUCUGGUAAGUUACAUAUGACAGCUUCUUCGGGUAAGGGUUUAUAUUUCACAAGGUUUGCCGUCUGCAUGCAAAAUGCAAUAUCUGCGGACAUAAUGUAUGCCGUGAAACUUGUGACAGAUUUUGCAGAUGAACUGUUAUGCUUGCACUAG